GGCAAAUAUUGAUGAAGUGGAAACCGAAGUUGUGGAAAUUGAAGCAAAACUAGAAAAGCUGGUGAAGCUCUGCGGUGGGAUGAUUGAAGCUGGGAAGGCGUACGCCUCGGCCAACAAGCUGUUUGUCAGCGGCAUCAGGGAUCUGUCUCAGCAGUGCAGGAAGGAUGAGAUGGUCUGGGAGUGCUUGGAAAAAUGUGGCAACAGCCUGCAGGAAAUCAUCAACYACCACAUGAUCCUGUUCGAUCAGACGCAGCGUUCGGUGAAGCAGCAGUUACAUAACUUUGUGAAAGAGUCAAUGUCCUCCAGGCAAAGAAGAAGUUUGAGAUCCUUGAUGCUAUGUUGUCCUUCAUGCACGCACAGCGCUCACUGUUCCAGCAGGGCUACAACCUGCUGAAUGAACUGGACCCCUACAUGAAGAAAUUGGCUGCUGAGCUGGAUCAGCUGGUGAUCGAUUCAGCCAUGGAGAAGAGAGAAAUGGAACAUAAACAUGCAACUAUUCAGCAGAGGACCCUCAUACAGGUGAGUUCAUUCUUUUCCAUUUCAAUGCUCCUUUGAAUCAGUGCAGAGAUGGCAGUCAGCUGACUAACAGUUAGUGAA
This is a messenger RNA of Austrofundulus limnaeus, 597 nucleotides long. It is a transcript of the gene acap2b, whose product is annotated as ArfGAP with coiled-coil, ankyrin repeat and PH domains 2b. The record is from RefSeq and is a predicted model, not a curated record. Gene Ontology annotation, cellular component: cytoplasm. Gene Ontology annotation, molecular function: protein binding; GTPase activator activity. Lineage: Eukaryota; Metazoa; Chordata; Actinopteri; Cyprinodontiformes; Rivulidae.